Molecule: messenger RNA, 3277 nt
Organism: Coffea eugenioides
Lineage: Eukaryota; Viridiplantae; Streptophyta; Magnoliopsida; Gentianales; Rubiaceae
Product: MDIS1-interacting receptor like kinase 2-like
Exons: 2
Coding region: 17-3139 (1040 amino acids)
Biological process (GO): protein phosphorylation
Cellular component (GO): plasma membrane
Molecular function (GO): protein kinase activity; protein binding; ATP binding
Source: RefSeq, a predicted model, not a curated record
UAGACGAAAAGAAAUCAUGCUUCCAAAUUUCAUUACAGAGGUUUUCGUUUUUAUGUUUAUUUUAGUGCUACAUACACUAGCCCCAUCAUUUCCUCCCAAAGUUUGUGCAUCAGCUUUUGCGGAAGAGGCUGCUGCCCUCUUAAAAUGGAAAGCCAGUUUUGCCAACCAGAAUAGUUCCCUCUUGAUUUCAUGGAAUAUUAAGCCUACCAAAGCCAAGAAUUCUUCCAGCCCUUGCACUUGGGCUAGUGUUUCAUGCAAUAUUGAUGGAAGUGUCAACAGACUGAACCUCACAAAUUCCAAUGUCAGCACGACACUCUAUGACUUCCCAUUUUCAUCCUUGCCAAACCUUGAAUACGUUGAUCUUUCCAUGAAUGAACUUUUUGGCAGCAUACCGGCCCAGAUUGGUAAUCUUUCCAAGCUCAUUUAUCUCGAUUUCUCGAUCAAUCAGCUGUCACAAGAAAUCCCACCUGAAAUUGGCUUGUUACAAAAUCUUCAAGUCCUCCAUCUGAACGAAAAUCAAUUGUCUGGUCCAAUUCCUGAGGAAUUGAGCCAUUUAGUCUAUCUUACUGAGGUUGAUUUGAAUACCAAUCAUAUCAAUGGCACAAUUCCAUCUUCCUUGGCAAAUUUGGUUAACUUGACAUACUUGUCUUUGUAUGGAAACCUAUUAUCUGGUUCCAUUCCUCCAGAAAUAGGAAACUUAUCCAAUCUUGUCACUGCUUUUUUGAGCUCUAACCUUCUAACAGGUUCAAUUCCACCUGAUCUAGGUAACCUCAGUAAGUUGGAGACCUUGUUCCUUUUCCAAAACAAUCUGUCCGGUUCCAUUCCAGUUGAGUUAGGGCAGUUGAAAUCACUUCAAAAUUUGAGCUUGUUCGGAAAUAAUCUCAUUGGCACAAUUCCAACAUCACUGGGUAAUCUGACGAAUUUGACUGUCCUCCAUCUCUAUGAUAACCAACUCUCAGGCUCAAUUCCUGAAGAGUUGAGCAACCUAGAGCUACUUACAGAUUUGGAACUAGACAGGAAUGAACUGAACGGUUCUAUUCCUAAAUCAUUUGGUGAUCUGAGCAACCUGGAAUUUCUGUUUCUCCGUGAAAACCAGCUUUCUGGUUCCAUUCCAGAGGAGCUAGGGAAGUUGGCAAAGUUGGCUGUGAUGGAGAUGGAUACAAAUCAAUUCUCUGGUCAUCUGCCGGAACAUCUUUGCCAAAAUGGAACACUUCAGAACUUCACGGUAAGCAACAACAAGCUGAUAGGCCCAAUCCCUAUAAGCUUGAAAAAUUGCUCAAGUUUAUUUAGAGCUCGAUUUCAGGGAAACCGGCUGACUGGGAAUCUGUCAGAGAUGUUUGGUAUCUACCCGAACUUGAAUUUCAUGGAUCUUAGCAACAAUGAAUUCUAUGGCGGACUUUCUGGCAACUGGGGUAGAUGCCCAAACUUGGCAGCUCUUUUGCUUGCCGACAAUCACAUCACAGGUCAGAUCCCUUCAGAGCUGGGAAAUGCAUCUCAACUUCAUGUACUUGAUUUGUCUUCCAAUGACUUUACUGGGGAAAUUCCAAAGCAAGUUAUGAUGCUGGCUUCUAUGCUCAAUCUGUAUCUACAAAAUAACCAACUUUUUGGCAAUAUACCUGAAGAAGUAGGUCAGCUAAAAAAUCUGCUUUAUCUUGACCUGUCAGCAAAUUUCUUGCGUGGAUCUAUCCCAGAAAAUUUUGGAGGUUUCCAGCAAUUAUUUUACCUGAAUUUGAGCAACAACAACUUGAGUCAACAGAUUCCACCUCAGAUGGGUGAGUUAACUCGACUUUCUAUCUUGGAUCUGAGUCAUAAUUACAUCACAGGAGAAAUACCAUCUGAAUUCAGAAGUUUACAGAGUCUAGAGAUAUUGAAUCUUUCCCAUAAUUACCUCUCUGGUUUCCUUCCAAAGGCUUUGGCAGAGCUGCCUGGUUCUUUGCAUAUUAACAUAUCUUUCAAUAACUUUGAGGGUCCAAUUCCUUACGGCAAAGCCUUUAAAAAUAUUACCAUAGAAGAACUGAGGGGAAACAAAGGUUUGUGUGGCAAUAUUACUGGUUUACAAGUAUGUGAAAGUCCUCAAUUGAGUAGAAAGCAUGUAAACGGUAAGGGGUUCAAUCUUGUUCUUGUAAUUGUGCUCCCUCUUCUAGGAUCACUCUUACUUCUCUGUGCAUUCUUUGGAGCUCUUAAAGUUUGUCGACAAAGAAAAAGAAAGACCACGGAGAAUGUCGAGGAUGCUGAUUUGUUUUCCAUAACCACCUAUGAUGGCAGAGCAAUGUACCGAGAAAUUAUAAAAGCAACAGAAGAGUUUAGCGAAAUAUUCUGCAUAGGGGAGGGAGGUUUUGGAAGUGUGUACAAAACAAUUCUUCCACCUUCUAACUUAGUAGCUGUAAAGAGACUUCAUCUGUUGCCCGAGAAGGUGUACUUCAACACUUUCUUGAACGAGAUAAGAGCAUUGACAAACAUCAAGCAUAGAAACAUUGUGAAACUCUAUGGUUUCUGCUCAAAUUCCAAACACUCCUUUUUGGUCUAUGAGUACCUUGAGCGAGGUAGCUUGGCCAAAAUUUUUAGCGUGGAUGAAGAAGCCAAGGAACUAGACUGGGAAAAGAGGGUGAACAUCAUCAAAGGCGUGGCUCAUGCCCUAUCUUACAUGCAUCAUGAUUGCACGCCUUCAAUAGUUCAUCGAGACAUAUCAAGUAACAAUGUUUUGCUUGAUUCAGAAUAUGAGGCUUGUCUUUCAGACUUCGGCACUGCUAAAUUUCUCAGGAAGGACUCAUCCAAUUGGACUACUCUUGCUGGCACGCUUGGAUAUGUUGCACCAGAGCUUGCCUAUACAAUGAGAGUCACUGAAAAAUGUGAUGUCUAUAGCUUUGGAAUCUUGACAUUGGAAACAAUCAAAGGGACGCACCCUGGUGACAUAGUUGCCAAUCUAAUGUCUUCAACACCUGGAAACAUAGAACUCAAGGACUUGUUGGAUCAGAGACUUCCGCAUCCCACGGAAGAAACUGAAAAGAUUCUGAUAUCCACCAUCAAACUAGCAAAGGCGUGUUUACAUGUGAAUCCAGAAUCUAGGCCUACCAUGCAUAUGAUUUCUAGUUUGUUAUCUGUUGGUGCACCAUGUCGCCAACAAGUAGGUAAGUACUAGGAGGAUAACACCGCACGAUGUGCGGUGUGAUUUUCAAUAUAGCCCAUAAAUGCCCAAUUAUUCGGUGUGAUUUUCAAUAUUGCCCAUAAAUGCCUAAUUAUUCAAAUUUAGAUAUUAAAUAUGAAAAGUUACAUAAAA